AUGGGCACAAAAAGAGCACACUCCGAGGUCGCUUCGGAGGGGGCAAUGCCGGACGACACCUACGAGCAACAGCAGCAAUCAGGUUCGGAAGAUGGCGAGCACGAGAACAAGCGGUUCAAGGCCACCAAGAAGAAGUCUAGAGCGAAGGAAGGCACCACAAAUUGGAACAAGACGCGAGCGAGAAACAUCAGGAGACUUUUGCAGAGCGGCAAGGAAUUGCCCGCCACGAAACGCAAUGAGCUGGAACAAGAGCUGGAUGCGCUGCAGGAGAGGGUCGAGGAACACGACUUUAGGAAGAGAAGGGGCGACAUGAUUCAGAAGUACCACAUGGUUCGAUUCUUUGAACGGAAAAAGGCAGAGAGAUUACUGAAGCAGCUCCGCCAGAAGCUUCAGCAAUCCGAGGACCCCGAAGAACAGAAGCGCCUCGAGGCCGAGGCCCACGUAGCCGAAGUCGACGUCGCCUACGCCCGCUUCUUCCCCCUGAUGGAGCGCUACGAGAGUCUGUACCCCAACAAGGACAAGAACGCCAAGGAGGAGGGAGACGAGGAGAAGGUCGAGGAAGCUGAAGCUGAAGCGGAGGCGGAUGCAAAGCCUUCAAAGCAACCCAAGGCCCUGCGGUUCCUCCACGCCGAACGACCCAAGAUGUGGGCGACGAUCGAGAAGGUCCUGCCGGAGGGCGAGGUGGCGCUGUACCGGCUCCGCGAUCGCAAGUCACCGACAGACGGCCCCGCCAAACGCCAGCAACGGCCGCAAUGGCCCGUUCAACAGACGCAGCCGCAGAGGGUCAAGGAAGAGGAUCCGUGGGUGGCCAGGUCGAAGAAGACGUGGGAGAAGAAGAAGGACCCCAAGCAGCCGAUGAACCGGAGGGAGCGCAGAGCGGCUGAGAGGAAGGCUCCCGCCAAGGUGGCAGAGGAAGAUGACGGCACGGGCUUCUUUGAGUGA
Molecule: messenger RNA, 942 nt
Organism: Colletotrichum phormii
Lineage: Eukaryota; Fungi; Ascomycota; Sordariomycetes; Glomerellales; Glomerellaceae
Exons: 2
Coding region: 1-942 (313 amino acids)
Biological process (GO): maturation of SSU-rRNA from tricistronic rRNA transcript (SSU-rRNA, 5.8S rRNA, LSU-rRNA)
Cellular component (GO): nucleolus; preribosome, small subunit precursor
Source: RefSeq, a predicted model, not a curated record